Molecule: messenger RNA, 3744 nt
Organism: Vombatus ursinus (common wombat)
Lineage: Eukaryota; Metazoa; Chordata; Mammalia; Diprotodontia; Vombatidae
Gene: TTYH2
Product: tweety family member 2
Exons: 14
Coding region: 37-1644 (535 amino acids)
Cellular component (GO): plasma membrane
Molecular function (GO): volume-sensitive chloride channel activity; intracellularly calcium-gated chloride channel activity
Source: RefSeq, a predicted model, not a curated record
CGGACUCACGGACGGACCGGCGGAGGGGCAGGAGCAAUGCCGGCCGCCCGGGUGGACUACAUCGCGCCCUGGUGGGCCGUCUGGCUGCACAGCUUCCCGCACUUGAGCCUGCGCUUGCAGUCCGUGGAUAGCACCUUCAACCCCCAGGACCCCAGUUACCAGGAGUCGCUGCUGUUACUGGGGCUUGUGGCCGGUGUCUGCUUGGGCCUGAACUUGAUCUUCAUCACCGUCUACCUGAUUUGCUUGUGCUGCUGUAACCAAGAUGAGGAGGUCCAGACCAAGCAACCCAAGUCUUCCUGCAUCACCUGGACCUCUGUGGUAGCCGGACUCAUCUGCUGCGCCGCAGUGGGAGUCGGUUUCUAUGGAAACAGUGAAACCAAUGAUGGAGUAUACCAAUUGAUCUAUUCCUUGGAUAAUGCCAACCACACCUUCUCAGGGAUUGAUGAACUGGUGUCAGGCACCACGCUGAAAAUGAAGAUGAACCUGGAGCAGCACUUGGCCCGGCUCAGUGAGAUCUUUGCCACCCGGGGAGACUAUAUCCAGACGUUGAAGUUCGUGCAGCAGAUGUCAGGCAACAUCAUCCUACAGCUCUCAGGCCUGCCUGUGUGGAGGGAUGUCAGCAUGGAGCUGACUGAGGUGGCAAACAAGACCACCUAUGUGGAAUAUUACAGGUGGCUUUCUUAUCUCUUGCUUUUCAUCUUGGACCUGGUUAUCUGCCUCAUCGCCUGCCUGGGGCUGGCUAAGCACUCCAAAUGUCUCCUAGCUACGAUGCUUUGCUGUGGCGUGCUUACUCUCCUCCUCAGCUGGGCUUCCCUGGCCGCUGACACAGCAGCUGCAGUGGGCACCAGUGAUUUCUGUGUAGCUCCGGACAAGUUCAUCCUGAAUGUCACGCAGGGCCGGAUGAGCACAGAGAUAACCCGUUACUACCUGUAUUGCAGCCAGGGCCUGAGUAACCCAUUCCAACAGGCAUUGACCAUCUUCCAGCGAUCAUUAACUACAAUGCAGAUCCAGGUCCUUGGCCUAUUACAAUUUGCAGUGCCCUUAUUCCCCACAGCAGAGAAAGAUCUGCUUGGGAUACAGCUGCUGCUGAACUCAUCUGAGUCCAGCCUCCAUCAGCUGACUGCCAUGUUAGAUUGCAGAGGGCUGCAUAAGGAUUACCUUGAUGCCCUAAUUGGUAUCUGCUAUGAUGGCGUUGAAGGGCUGCUCUACCUUGGCCUAUUCUCCCUCUUGGCUGCCAUGGCCUUCUCGACCAUGAUCUGUGCAGGGCCUCAGGCCUGGAAAUAUUUGGUUGUGAGGGACAGGAGCUACGAUGACAUUGAUGAAGAUGACCCUUUCAACCCCCAGGCCCGGCGCAUUGCUGCCCACAACCCUACCCGGGGGCAACUCCGAAGUUUCUGUAGCUACAGCAGCAGCCUGGGCAGUCAGACCAGCCUGCAUCCCCCAGCCCAGACAGUCUCAAAUGCCCCUGUCUCAGAAUACAUGAACCAAGCGAUGCUCUUUGGUGGGAACCCACGCUAUGAGAACGUCCCGCUGAUCGGAAGAGCCUCUCCUCCCCCCACGUACACUCCCAGCAUGAGGGCAACAUACCUUUCCGUCACUGAUGAGCACAUGAGGCAUUACGGGAAUGAGUUUCCAGCCCAGUAGUCUUCCAGUGGUUUCUUUCUUUUCUUUCUUUUUUUUUUUCCAAAAGAAAACACAAGCUAUAUUUCUUGAAUAGAAAUUACAGGAAACUAGAAAAAUGCAUGAACUAAGGGAAUGAAACAAGCUCAACUGAAGAGAGCAUGAGCUGGUGGAGCUGAUUCAAGAGAGGACAGGCUCCUGAGCAAGGCUGGAGUGCUGGAACAUGGCAGACUGCCAACCACAGGCAAAGAGAAGAUGUCAGGAGUCUCUAGGGUGUGCAUGCCGAAGCCUCCCUAACUGUCUUCCUCUCCAUGUUGGAAAUGCCCUAUGGUGAGAGCCUAGAAGCUGCUGUUCCCCAAGUUGUAUUUCAGUCAUUCUGUCCUUUCAAAGAAAAAGUGGGAGGCCUGGACAGUCCCAGAUGCUGCAGCCUGGGGACAGAGCUGUCUCUCCUUGGACCUUCAUUGAGGACUUUGUCUUCUGUUACAUUUUGAUAGUUAUUCUGAGUCAAAAGCACAGGUCAUCAGAUCUCUUAAUCUCCUCUUCCCUCUCCUUCCUAACUGCACUGAUUAGGAGAGAUUUUUUUUUUUACCUGCCUGAAAUAGAGGGAAGAGUUGUUGUUUUUUUAAAGAGAAGUUAAAUGUGAAAUAAGUAGUUUGAUACUGUCCAAAUAAAUAGGCCACAGGGCUACACUGACUCUUUGGUAUCAGUGGUCUUACCAUGUAGAAAUAAGUUCAUUGAGUAUGGGACAUAGGGAUGGGAAGGUGGUAGAGACAGAAAAAAAGGGAUAGCAUUGGAUAGUGCACAUUGAUAGUCUUCCAGGAGACUUUAGGAUUGCGAUUUGGGGCCGAUUUGGUCUCCUCCAUUGUGUACAUGCAUCAUUCACAUUUGCCCUUGGACAACCAGCCUUCCUAUUAUGUCUUUGACCACCUUGUUUCCUCCACAAAUGAAAAUUCUGCUCUGAGUUUAUCAGAUGUGAUAGGGCUGGUCUCAGGUGUUUCUAUAAACAUUUGAAAAGGCAUAUAACUCUCUUUUUUUCCUCCAGUGUUUUUUUUUUAAUUGGUUAUCAAAAGGAGAGAAACCUUCAACACAUUAUCCUUUUAAGAUGUGGGAUUCUGAGUUCAUUUCCUACAUUUAAAAAUAUAUAUAUAUAUUGGUAUUAUUCUUAGUACUGAUCAGCUCCCCUGGGUUUAGCAGAAUUUUUUUUUUAAUAAAAUGCAAUAGAAAACUAAGAAUGAGACAUCUACUAGUGCUUGCAGAGGAUCCUGGUUUCAUCCCACUCAGGAAGAAAGUCUCUUUAAUGAGAGAGGCAGCUAACCAGGAUAAUGGAACUGAAUUUUCACCCUGGGGAAAAGGUGAGAGAGACAUGUUACUUUUUUCACGUUUAUUUCCAUGCAAAAUUUUCUCUCUUUUUCAAGAGGAAGAUGUGGAGUCUUGGUAACAAGCAGGAAAAUGUGUCUUCUACUGUGUCACACCUCUUCCCUACCACUGACAUAUUUUUUUUCAUAUACUAUGCUACCAGCCUUUACCUCCAUUGUGAAAAUAGGCUCUUGAACCAGGAGGAAAUAAUGCCCUACCAUUCUGCCUUCCUAAGGAUUAAAGGUUAGGGUCUUUGGUGCUUCCAAUCUCCUGCCAACCCAAAGUGCACAUGCUCAAGCUCCUCCUAGAGCAGGAAUAAAAUUCUACUUUAGCUUGAGAUGGGGCGACUUCUUGUAGCUUUGGAAGUGCUCCCUUGUUGGAAUAACAAUGCUGACGGUGUGGAGUAUUGGCUAGCUUAUGGCAGGUAAAACCAGUGUUGGCAUGCCAGGCCAUCCCAACCCAGGGCUCUUCCAUUAGAGCUACUGAACUAUCAGUGACUCACUGUGUCCCUCACUAAUAAUAACCUGUAUAUACUCUGUACCAUAGAAACAGCCUUUGAAUAUCUGUGACCAUGGACCAUGUGACUAGGAGUGACUAGUUACACAAGGUUUUGCUUCUUAACAUUUCAUUGUUGUAACUAGGACAGCUAUUUUUAACGCAUGUAAAUGGAACAUUCUUUUGGGGGCUCCUGAAGGAGCAAAAUGGGGAAACCUCUGCCUGAAUGUGGAUGUACCUGCCCAGGAGAAAGAAAUAAACACUUAUACUAAA